UGACAUAACCAGGCAGGAAGGCAGGUGAAGGGUCAAGGUUAAAGAGCAAAGGUAACGCGGCAUGUGAGCCAGUUGAAAACAUGGGUGCAGUGUUCUGUUGUUGUGAUAAUAACGUGAGGGAGGAAGGUGCUACGCCAAAAACUCCAUUGCUGAGUGGUGCACAAAGUAAACCUGUGGUAUCACAAAAUCAAGAAGUGUCCUUUGCUCAGGAAGAUCAUGCUCCUCAAUCAGGACACUCAGUGCGUCAGCACCGGCCUGAUGCGAUAAAAAAUCAAGAGUUUGGUAAGGGAGAUGUUGUGACAUCAGUGGACCAAUUAGAAUCUGUGACCCUGACACAGCUUCCACCUCAGUUCCCAACACUCAACAAAACGUUUCAGGACCAUGGAAAACUGUACAACGAACUGUACAGCAACUUCAAAGACAUGCGGCAGUCACUGAAUGACUUUAAGGGGAAGUUUGUACAAGAAACAGCUGGCAUUCCAAUCAUUGCUGAUUGCCUUAAAGUGCUUUCAGCAAGAUGUGGUGGAGCUAAAAUAUCUGCACAACGCCAGAAGAAUUGCAUUCAGCUCAUGUUUGACCAAAGGGAAGUGUCAGAAAAUUGUUCUGGACUACCUGAGGAUGCAUUGGAACCAUUGGAGCUCUACAACAAGGUGAAUAGGCUGAUAAAAGGAGUGCUUGACAAGGCUCCGCAGGUCAACAAGUCUUUGGGACUUGUGCUUGAAGAUGAGCAAAACUUGAGGAAAGUGAUCACAAAGAGUGAUCUUCCUCCAAAAGAAGCAUCAGAAGCCUUACAUGCAUGCAUUGAGAACAUUAGUCGCCUUCGAAAACUGCCAGGCUUCAUUGAGAUAAUUGAAAAGUAUACGCACAAGAUAUUUCUUGAGAUUCUAGAAGGUUCUAAGGUGCUGUUAGAAGAAAAAGAAGUACAAAGGUAAAUAAAACGAAAGAAGAAAGAUGCAGGUAGCAUUAUUUUGAUUAAGGGGAACAUGGCAUUGUUUUGUUAGCGCUUUUUCCUACAGGGUUUCUUUGACUGUUGAUUCCAUGGAGUGAUAGAUUAUGUUCAGAAUAGAGUAGUCCUAGAAGAACAUAACCAUUGGUCGCCAUGGAAACAAUCUGCAAUAGCUUCCAAACAUUAAAUUUUAAAUUUAUACAAUUACCUGCAAGAGUGCAAGUUUGUAAUUGUACAUGGAUUUAUAUGCAUCCAUGCAGAAGUUUUCAUUUUUACUUAUCUUCUCUGUUUUUAGAAAAAGGUGGUGUUUGUCAGCUUAAUGCAGGGUUAACAGGCAGCUUUUUUCUUAGGAAAUACAUCCUAUAGCAGACCGUGGGCAAAGGCCGGCCCGCCUCCUGUCUCUGACCGGCCCGCCCGCUGUCCCGCCCGCCAGUAUAUAUACUAUAUAUACAGUAUUGGGUAAAACUGAGUUAACUAUAUUAGUCCGGCCCUCUAAAACCAUCACAAUUUCUCAUGUGGCCCCUUGGGAAAAUUAAUUGCCCACCCCCCUAUAGGCUGGUGAAAGUUCUGGUGGAGGAUAAUUUUUGUCUCCUCCACUCACCUGCUGGGAUCUUGUUUCCUAGUCUAUAUAAUAGAGUGGCUAGAUUUUGUUAGUGUAACUUAUCACAUAUCUUUUUUUUAUCACAUAACUUAUCACAUAUCUUCUGCCACUUUUCUUCUCACUAUCUGUUAACAGUCUUGUGUCUUGGAUGCAAGAGGGUAAAGGAUGUAAAGACACGUGUCUCCGUUAGUUGAUUUUACAUUUUGGAUUCAAGACUGUAAAUAAUGGGAAGACAUUCUCUGAUUUCUGGUCAAGUCUUGAAUAUAAGACUGUAAUGAUGUACAAGCAUUCUAUUUCUCUAGUAGUUCUGUGUAACAAAUACUGUGACCUUGUACUUCUGUUCCAUGAAUGCCACAUAAAUUGUAAUGUUGCUAAGGACUGCUGUAUGCACUAGUAUUACCUUCAUUUUUACCUUUUUAAUGUUGAUGGCAACUUACAGGCUUCUUUAUUGACUAAGGAAAUUGGGUAGGAGGAGAGUUGGCUACAACUAUACUCCAUUGGCUUUGGAUUGCAUCGUAACUAUUUUUGGAAAAAGAUUGUCUUGGUAAGAGAAUAGAUUUUUUUUCAUUACUUUUGUUAAUUGUAACUGUGAUAUCAGCAACAUUCCAUAAUUAAUUUCAUGUUGUUAAAUUCUUUUAUCAAAUAUGUUAACUUGAACAAAUUGAUGAUUCUGUGAUUUGUAAGGCACUUUUAUGUGUACAAAGGCUCAACUUUAUGUGAUGUAAUAGUGAUGAAGAGCUAACUGAUGUAAAAUGGGGGUGGCGAAGCAGACAGCUGAGUGGCUAGAGCACUAGCAUCUGAAACAAGUGGUGUGCCAUGUCGAUGCCUGGUUUUUCCCCCAGUCAACCCAGCUGUCAGGAGUGGGUACUUGACUCCACAGAGGGUUAGGGAAAGUAAAGCAGCAAGGGAGAAGAGAUGGGCACCAUGUAAAGCUGACCUAGAGAAAACCUCACUCCCCCGUGACCAACAAACUACAAUAGAGAAUGACCUUUACCCUUGCCUUCACCUAGUGUAUAUAUACAUACACAGACUUUUAUGUUAAUCUGAUUAAUGCUGGUAAUUUUAUCAUUCUUAAAAUUCUAAAAUUUUCUUUUCAUGUUGUUUAUGACAGAAUUUUACAAAAUGGCAUGCUAGUAUUAACUGUACAAACUUUGUGCAAGUCACAAUCUUAUGCGAUCAAGUCAAUCAGAUCAUUUGAAAUUUAUUUAUAAGGCAUAUUUGAUGCAUAUUAUAAGUGCUAGGUGCUUCAGUGGUGUAGAAAGAAACUACCAAAAAACUGUAUAUUUUCUUAAACUGAAAAAAAUUGUAAUGGUGGACAAAGGGUGCUCUGAUGAAAAAAAAGGCCAGAUGGUGGUUCAUCAGCCAUUUGGCUGACUGCCAAACUGUUUGGUAAAGCAGACAAGGCAGAUAAGUAUUAAUAAUUUAAAUCCCUUUUUUUUUUAACUGCUCACUAUUGGAGCACACUGCUUUUCCCAUUGGCUUCAGCCCUCGGAUGUCAUCAAAGUCACUUUGUUCACUACGACAGUAUGUCCAUAGAGCUUCCAAGUCUUCAUUGUUCCAGCCCUAUGACUGGUGACUGCCUCUUGCUUUCACAUCAUAUAACUCCUGACAUCUGUGAAUUUUAAAUUUAUAUUUCUAAACUCAGAUAGUUUUUACAAACAUUUAUUUUUGCACUGCAAACAUUUGAUAAGUCAUUGUAAACAAAUUCUGACUUUUCUUGUUUUUCCUGAGAGGGGAGAGAGUGCUGUGCGAUAUAAAUUCACACAUUUAUUUGGAGAACACAUCUUACUAGACAAACAGUUUUUCUUUCUCUCUCUCUUUCUUUUGGAAUAUAUAUGUUGCAUUAUAUAUAGCAUAGUGUACUUUUCUUGUUUGUAUCAAAUACACAGCAUACAGGAUGGUUCAAGUUUUUUAGUUGCAUCAUGUUUGUAUCAUAUUAGUAUUCUAGAGUUACAUUUAUUGGAAUCAAAGGUGUGGAAAGAGACUGAAAAGUUAGAAAAAACAAGGUUUUUAAUAAUGAAUGCUCAUGUUAGAUGGCAAGACCAUUGUGCUUAUAAUGGAGGUUUAAAACCUAUUGAUCUUUUUUAAUGAUUGACAUUCUUGAUGAUAUUUUACUGCUUUAUUAUCACUGUAAUGAGUGUUGAUUUUAACCAGUAUUGCUAAAUUUGAAAUCCACUGGCUGGUGGCUGUUGCUCUAAAAGUUACUGCAGCACCUUCAUUAGAAGCUAAGAACAAGAUCGAACUAUGCAGGUACCUUGUUGAUCAUAUUAAUCAGUCUCUUUAAAUGACUGAAGUCAUAAUAAAAACAGUUAAAGUUGUC
Pomacea canaliculata is the source of this 3867-nucleotide messenger RNA. RefSeq lists its product as uncharacterized. Lineage: Eukaryota; Metazoa; Mollusca; Gastropoda; Architaenioglossa; Ampullariidae. The coding region runs from base 81 to 932 and encodes 283 amino acids. The record is from RefSeq and is a predicted model, not a curated record. The transcript has 5 exons.